This is a messenger RNA of Lactuca virosa, 378 nucleotides long. The record is from the annotation of a GenBank genome assembly. NCBI's taxonomy places the organism in Eukaryota, Viridiplantae, Streptophyta, Magnoliopsida, Asterales, Asteraceae.
AUGGACUCAAGCACCAAGAUGCGCAAAGGAUUCAUGAAAGGCAAGUUGGUCAUGUCUUUCUAUAGAGCCUCAAGGCCUCCUACCACCACCACAACCACAACCACGGUUAAGACCGGCCACAACAUGACCACCAGUCAAAAGAUGAUUCCACCACCCUCUUCGUUGAUCAUGAACCAAGAGAAGGUGAACCCUCAACCUAAGCACAGUGUGUCCUACGUCAUCCCACAAACCACGGGUACGUAUGGAAUGUUUGACAAUCCCUAUGGUGUGACAGUAGAUGAAGCAGUAGAUGCAAAAGCGACUAGUUAUAUCUCUUGUGUUCAGGAACGGUUUAAACUUGAACAUGUUGAUACCAAAUGGGUUGAGCCAACCAGCUAA